AAAUGCGGAAGAUUUCUACGUGGUUGCCACGUGGAUAGCUUAUACAGGAUACGAAAACGCUUCCUGCAUGACAAGAGAUGACGAGUAACCAAUCACCGAUUUUCCGAAAUACACAUGUGCAAUUUCUGUGUUGACAUCGGCAAGGACGCCGCGGCUCUCUCAACUUGACGGACCUGUCACAUUACGCGUGCGUGGUGCGAGGGUAACGAUCCCGCGUACGCGAGGGAGAGAGAGAAAGCGAGACGGAUGGAGUAGGGGUGUCGCGGGCAAGGGGCAACAGAUGUCCUUCCGCAUGACGCACGCGGGGUGGCUGUCCCUCCACUAGUCUCGCGGCGUCUGGUGGUGUUUGUGCGCGUCGCGUCCCGGUGACAGACGGAGUGGCCGGCUUUCUCUUUCGUCCUUUCGCGGGGAUCUCGUCGGAAAACGACAGAUACGUUCGAGAAAUGUUCGUGUAAAAUGACGUCGAACGCGUACCGCGUAAUUUUCUUUCGACGAAGAGCAUUAUCUGGUUAGCACACGAUGUGCGAGGUAUCGAAAGGGCAACGGAGAGCGUUCCGCGAUCAGGAUCCACCGCGAAUUUGCAACAAGAGCGCGGAAAAUUUGCUGCGGGACGAGCUCGAGUUCUCGCGAUCGACCCCAAGCUCGCCAACAACCCUCCAGCGCGCCGUCAGCCUCGAGAAAUGCUUCAGCGAGCCCGAGUUCUUCCAGAAGCAGCGCGAGCUGCUCUCGAAGCACGAACAGAGGACGAGAGAGAAGGGCAGCGGCGACGAGGAAAGCGUCAUCACCUCCGAUUUCGCACGUGACGCGGAUGACGAUUCCGGAAGAACGGCCGAGAUCGCGAGGAACACUUCGGAGGACCUCUUCAAGGAACUCUCCGCUAAAGUGCCUUCCCCCUGCAAGCAGGCGAAUGAGGUGAUUACUAACGGUCUCAAGUGCGACACUGACGACGUCGACGGUUUGACAAACGGAAAAAAGAUGGCACCGGUUCUAGGCGUACCGCCUCCGCCACCACCGGCUCCUCACAUGGGACCAGAUGGCUUGAUCUUGCCGAGGAAACCAUAUAACCCUUGCCUUACCUCCAAUAAUCAUAAGGACCUGCACAGAGAGUUGCUCUUUAAUCAGAAAAUUGGCAAAAACGUCUUGAAUCAGAAGAGCGAGUUGCAACGUGCUUUGGAGAAACAUAGGGAAGCCGCAUCAAGAAGAGAAGCUGAAAGGAUGCGGGAAGAAAGCUAUAAGGACGAUCCUAGAACCGCAUUGCAAAGAGCGAUCGAGCAAAGAGCAAGACACAUUCAAAUCACGCAAGAGCAAUCGCAGGCGACGACGGAGCCGUCGAGCAAUCUCUUGGUAACAGCGAGGGCGAAGCUGAGGCCUCGCACCGAGUCCCAGUGAGCCUAAACGAAGGUCGGAGGUCGCGCUCGAAUGAAUAGAACGAUCGAUCGAUCUCGAUCCGCUUGGAUGGCUCGUGUAAUUUCAUACCUCGACGCCUUAUCGAUCGCAAUCAACAUGUAUAUACGCGUAACAUCUGAUUUCGUUGGCACGAGGAUUACUGCGGCGUCUCUCAUUUGGCGCGUCGACGAAAGGUGUGUUAUAUAAUGAGCGUUAUUAAGAUAAAAUACGCCACGAAUUUCAUCGCUCGAUUAUAAGCGAGGAGAGGAUCAAUAGAAGAUUUAUCUCAUAGAAAAAAAAGAACAGUCAAUCCACCGUAAAAUCAUUCCCAGAACAAUGCGAAGGACCAAACGACGUUGUGUCACAAAGAUUAGGAUUUAUAUCUCUUUAUGGCUUAAACAUCACGAAUUACGGUGUCGCUCCAUCUGGGUCGGAUAACGCGCAAGCAAAGGGCUCGUAAGAACGUAUCGGGUGUCUCGAUGUACAAUCAGCAACCAAUCACGUGUCUUUGUCGUGUUUAAUAAAUAGUAAACCUCAGUGUGCCGAGCUUAGUUUGAUGACCAAUUAGGAUGACGUCGACAAGCGAUAACGUAUAUAUUAUUACAUACGAUUAUUAUAUCAGUAAUUAUCGUAUGUAGUAAAAAGUAAUCCGGUAAUUAUUAUACGUGUAAACUCGAAUAUAUAAUAACCAGCGUAUUUUUUCUUACGAGAAAACACAAAGGUGAUUUCGUCGCGAGAGCACCGAUAGUUAACAUGAUAAUAAAUACAGUUUGACAGAGUAGCGACACAAAUUGACAAUAGACAGAGUAGCGAGAGUAGAUAAAUGGUGAGAUAAGAUAAUGCGAAAGAAUUUAUUCGUUUCCGAUUCGAUCUUUUGAUCUUGAACGAUACGAAAUGCUUCCUUUAAUUUUCCAAAAUUCACUUUUUCUUUUUAAGAAUUCUUAUAUAUUAUAAAAUUUACGACAAAACGAUAAAUAUAGAUUAUUUUUUAAGUAUUAUUGCUGGGACUAUUAUUUGCGCAAUAAAGUAAAAUUAAAAUUUA
Messenger RNA from Nylanderia fulva, 2428 nucleotides. RefSeq lists its product as uncharacterized. The record is from RefSeq and is a predicted model, not a curated record. Lineage: Eukaryota; Metazoa; Arthropoda; Insecta; Hymenoptera; Formicidae.